CCACUGGACCCAGGGUGGGGCAAGGGGAGGAGAGAUGUGGCCCAGGACUCACAGUCCGCACAGUAGAGGAAGCCCCUCGCAGCCCCCUCGGCUCUGUGCGCCCUCCACUCCGCAGUGCGUCCUUCCUUUCCACGUUUGCUUUCUCUCCGGCUGAAGUAAACCUUGACUGCUGCAGCUCCCUGCUGCUCUCUCUGGACAGUUAAGAAGCAGUCUGUGCUGUGACUUGACAGCCCUUAAGUUAUGGAACCUGGGUCCUGCGUGCUCUUUGUCCUGAUUCUGUGACAUUUGAGGAUGUUGCCAUGAACUUCACUCAGGAAGAGUGGGCUUUGCUGGAUCCUUCUCAGAAGACUCUCUACAUUGAUGUGAUGCUGGAAACCUGCAGGAACCUCACUUUUAUAGGAAACAAUUGUGAAGAUGAGGAUGUUAAAGACCAUUGUAAACAUUCUGGAAAAAAUCUAAGAAGUUUCAUGUUCGAGACGUUCUGUGAGCAUAACAAAGAUCUUCAGGAUGGAGAGACUUUGACUUGGAUAGCAAAUGCCAAUAUGAUCCUGAAAGUGUACAGUGACCUAACACCAUGUGAAAGCAAUGUGUAUGGGAAGGUUUCCAUGUGUCAUCCACCCUUUAAUAACCAUCCUACCUCUUACUCUCAGUAUAAAUCUCAUGAGCAUGAGGAGUAUGGAAACAAGCUGCAGAACUCUAAUUCUCUCACAAGCUGUCAAAGACAUAUGAGAACUCACACUGUGAAUGGACCUCUGGAACAUAAGACAUGUUUCAAUCUUUUUGAUCUCCAAAGUUUGUUGGUAAUAGAUCAGGAAACACACAGUGCAAAAACAGUACACCAAUUCGAAGAAUAUAGAAAGGCCUCUGCUUGUGAGAGUUCACUUCACACAUCUCGAGGAACUCAAACUGUCAGAAAGCAUUAUCAGUGUAAUAUAUGUGGGAAAAAGCUGCGUUCUUCCAUUUCUCUUCAAGGACAUCAAAGAAUUCAUAGUGGUGAAAAACCCUAUGUAUGUAAACAAUGUGGUAAGGCCUUUACAUUUUCUACAAGCUUACAGUUUCAUGAAAGAAUGCAUACUGGAGAAAAACCGUAUGAAUGUAAACAAUGUGGUAAAGCCUUUAGAUGUAACAGUCAUCUUAAAAGUCAUGAAAAAAUACGUACUAGAGAAAAACCCUAUUCAUGUAAACAAUGUGUUAAAACAUUUAGAAAUCACAGUCGUCGUCUUCAAAGCCAUGAAAAAAUGCAUACUGAAGAGAAAACCUAUACAUGUAAAGAAUGUGGUAAAGCCUUUACACAACACAAGUACCUUCGGGUACACGAAAAAAUUCAUAAUGGAGAAAAACCAUAUGAAUGUAAAGAAUGUGAUAAAGCCUUUAAAUAUAAAAGUUCUCUUCAGUUACAUGAAAAACUUCAUUCUGGAGAAAAACCAUAUGCAUGUAAACAAUGUGGUAAAGCCUUUAGAUGUAGUAAGCAUCUUCGAAGACAUGAAAAAACACACACUGGAGAGAAACCCUAUGCAUGUAAACAAUGUGGUAAAGCCUUUACACAACACAAGUACCUUCGGGUACACGAAAAAAUUCAUAAUGGAGAAAAACCAUCUGAAUGUAAAGAAUGUGAUAAAGCCUUUAAAUCUAAAAGUUCUCUUCAGUUACAUGAAAAACUUCAUACUGGAGAAAAACCAUAUGCAUGUAAACUAUGUGGUAAAGCCUUUACACAACACAAGUACCUUCGGGUACACGAAAAAAUUCAUAAUGGAGAAAAACCAUCUGAAUGUAAAGAAUGUGAUAAAGCCUUUAAAUAUAAAAGUUCUCUUCGGUUACAUGAAAGAAGACAUAGUGGAGAAAAACUAUAUGCAUGUAAACAAUGUGGUAAAGCAUUUAUAUGUAAUAAGUAUCUUCAACGUCAUGAAAAAACACAUACUGGAGAGAAACCUUAUGAAUGUAAACAAUGUGGUAAAGCCUUUACCUGUCGCAGAUAUCUUCAGUUACAUGAAAGAAGACAUACUGGAGAAAAACCUUAUGAAUGUAAACAAUGCGGUAAAGCCUUUAGCUGUCGCAGAAAUCUUCAGUUACAUGAAAGAAGACAUACUGGAGAAAAACCUUAUGAAUGUAAACAAUGUGGUAAAGCUUUUAGACGUCACAGUUAUCUUCAGUUACAUGAAAAAAUUCAUACUGGAGAAAAACCCUAUGAAUGUAAGCAAUGUGGUAAAGCGUUUAGAUGGCACAGUUACCUUCACUUCCAUGAAAGAAUUCAUACUGGAGAAAAGCCAUAUGAGUGUAAGCAAUGUGGUAAACCUUUUAGAUGUCACAGGUACCUUCAGUUGCAUGAAAAACUUCAUACUGGAGAAAAACCAUAUGAAUGUAAGCAAUGUGGUAAAGCAUUUAGAUGGCACAGUUACCUUCAACUGCAUGAAAAAAUUCAUACUGGAGAAAAACCGUAUGAAUGUAAGCAAUGUGGUAAAGCCUUUAGACAGUCCAGUCACAUUCAUGUACAUGGAAAAGUUCAUACUGGAGAACAACCAUAUGAAUAAAUGAUGUGGAAAAGCCUUUAGAUAUCACAGCUGUCUUCAGUUACAUGAAAAAAUUCAUACUGGAGAAAAGACCUAUGAAUGUAAACAAUGUGGUAAAGAUGUCAGAUAUUACAGUAAGGUUCAAAGACAUGAGAAGUUCAUAACAAAGCCCUGUGAAUAGAACAGUGUGGAAAAGCCUUUAGACAUCACAGUCUUCUUUACAUGAAAGAAUUCAUAUUUUAGCAAACUUACGAAUGCAAACAGGGUGGUAAGACCCUUAGAUGUCAUAGUUACCUUCCUUUAUCUGUAAAUUCAUGUUAGACCAAAACCCAAUGAGUGAAAGCAAUAUGAUUCCUAAAUAUGGUACAUUUAUCUUAAAUUACAUGAAAAAAUUCAUACUGAAAACCUUUACAUUUCAUAGUUCCUCAUAAUUACAAGAGGAAAUUAAUUGUGGCAAAGAACCCUGUGAAUGUGAACAAUGCCUAUAGCUCUCAACUUCUUAAAUUGCAUGGCAGAGUAGUUUCACACCACAGUGUUCUUUCAAUGUCAAAUAACCCAUUGGAGAAAAUUCCUAAAAAUGCACAAUCCAAGUGUUGUUAAUGUUUUGUAUGUGUUCAGUUAUGGAUAAGAACUCACUCUCAAACCUCUAAGAACAUAAAGAACAGGGGCAAGGAUCAAGCUGUCACAGUUUCCAAGAGCAGCAGUGUUGAGUGAGCUUUUUCAUAAGGAUACCUGAGCAAAUGUCUACUCAUCUGAGAUCAGAAACUAAUGACAAAAAAGUAAUUCUGCCAAAGUCCAAUUAAGUGAACUGAAGAUUGUACUGGGGUUACUUCCAGGAGCAUGGGCAAGCACAGACAGCUGGAUCACCAAAAAGCCCAUCCAGCCUGAGUGAUUUGUGCACAACUGGUGGAGCUUGGUUAGUUGGGGAAUUUCUUUUCAUGUUUACUACUCCUAUAACGUUGUGGAGUGGCUUUGGGAGUCUUGUAAAUUUGAACAUUCCAGAACAUGUGUUUGCUUCUUGAGUUUCCUGCCUCCCUUGGAAAGGGACUAUGUUAAUUCAGAGAAAAUUGCUCCACAACAGUCCCCCCCUUCCUCUGGCUCUUACUUUUAAAAAAAUAUUUUUAGAUCAUUAGGGUUGGAUGGGUGUAGAUAUAAAUGUGCAUCAAUGGCUAACAUUGAGCCACUACAACAGACUGCUACUCACUUUCUCUCAGGGUCUUCAUCAUUGGUAGUGAAUCUUUGUGGUGUACCAUCCAUUGUGAAAAGAAAUUUCCUUCCAUGAAGAAUUGCAGCUGACAGUAGCAGUGAUUUGUUAGGCACAAACUGAAAUGUUAAGGCAACUUGAGAGGCACAUUACAUCCACCUAACAAAACAAUAGCAAUUGCUUCCCUACUGAUGCCUGUGACCACUCUGGCCACAAAUUUUGUUCCUAGCUUACAAUAUCAGGCACAAAUUUUUUCAUGUGGAGUGGACUGCAAUUCCUAUCUGAAAGCUGCUUGUUGUACUCAAAGAGUAGUUGUGCCACUGUUGCACCAGAGGCAUAUUCUGCCUGUCCUGUUGGUACUGGAGCACACAGUGUUUAUAGCUGAGAAGCAUCAUUGGUGACAAUUCUCCCUCACCAAUCUACAUUGCACCUGGCAUCAUGCAAGCCAGCUAGUAUGGAGGAACCUUCCACUUUAUUCCAGCAUUAUUUCUACAUGUCCUGCAACCUGAGCAUGUGAUGUCUUGAGCAGUAGGGUCUUACCAUCUAGUUUCACAUGUAACCAACAGUAGUGGCAAUAGCCUUCAUGGUUUCUGGAACUUAUAUACACCUCCCUCUGCCUUCUAUGUACUGGUGCCAAAGGCCUAUGCCAACACACCUUGCUACUAAUAACCCAUUAAAAAAAAAUCUUGCCCCAGUAGGUUUGUGAGGUAAGAGGACAUACAUUCCUCACUUACCUUGAGAUGCUUGGAAGAGGCCUGUGGCAGUGUCCAGACUUGUGAGGGUAUAUUUGUAUCUAUCACUAAUAGUCAUGGGUACUAUAUGGUGUUUUUGCCAGUACAUAAGGGAUUUAUUGGCUUACUUAUGUGUGCUGUCAUAAUAUCUAGAUGUAGUUUUGAUUGUGACAGGAAAAAAUGUGAUUGACACCUAAAUAAAGAUGUCUGAGGAAAAAA
Molecule: messenger RNA, 4661 nt
Organism: Nannospalax galili (Upper Galilee mountains blind mole rat)
Lineage: Eukaryota; Metazoa; Chordata; Mammalia; Rodentia; Spalacidae
Product: zinc finger protein 709-like
Exons: 5
Coding region: 300-2528 (742 amino acids)
Biological process (GO): regulation of DNA-templated transcription
Source: RefSeq, a predicted model, not a curated record